Molecule: messenger RNA, 1626 nt
Organism: Toxotes jaculatrix (banded archerfish)
Lineage: Eukaryota; Metazoa; Chordata; Actinopteri; Toxotidae
Gene: pef1
Product: penta-EF-hand domain containing 1
Exons: 5
Coding region: 78-875 (265 amino acids)
Biological process (GO): COPII vesicle coat assembly
Molecular function (GO): calcium ion binding
Source: RefSeq, a predicted model, not a curated record
CAAUAGUUAGCCUGAGCCGGACGCUGCUGUAUCCGCCUUCAGGACUGCCUUGUUGAAGGAACUGAAGUCAGUCAAACAUGAGUUUCCACUACGGCCAGGGCUAUCCAGGAAGAGGCCAACCACCACCAGGUGCUUCAUAUGGGGGAGGCCAUGGUCCCUAUGGUGCUCCCCCCUCAGCGCCAUACGGAGGAGCCGCAGUUCCACCUGGAGGUUCUUAUGGUGGUUAUGGACCCCCAGGUCAUGGAGGGCAAUAUGGGCCUGGACCACAGGGUGUCCCCAGUGGGCCUUACGGGGGUUAUGGGGGACAGCCUCAUGGAGGGCCUUAUGGACACCAUGCUCCUGCGGGGAAUAUUCCUCCUGGUGUUCACCCAGAGGCGUAUCAGUGGUUCCUGACUGUUGACGCAGAUCGCAGCGGCUUCAUCAACCUCAAGGAGCUGAAGCAGGCGCUUGUCAACUCCAACUGGUCCGUUUUUAAUGACGAGACCUGCCUCAUGAUGAUCAACAUGUUUGACAAGACACGGUCAGGCCGAAUGGACAUAUUUGGCUUCUCAGCACUGUGGGACUUCAUGCAGCGGUGGAGAGCCUUGUUUCAGCAGUAUGACAGAGACGGCUCAGGGUCUAUCAGUGGCGCCGAGCUACAUCAAGCCCUUGCUCAGAUGGGCUACAACCUCAGUCCCCAGUUUUCUGAGACGUUGGUGCAUCGAUUUUCCUUGCGAGGUGCACGACCCGGCAUCCAGCUGGACCGCUUCAUCCAGGUGUGCACCCAGCUCCAGAGCAUGACGCAGGUCUUCAGGGAGAGGGACACAAGCAUGACGGGCAACGUCCGCCUCAGCUACGAGGAUUUCCUCUCUGGUGCCAUCACCAGGCUCAUGUGAGCCUCACGCCACUGACAGUCCCCUCUGCACUGUGGAUACACAGCAUCAUUCCACGUUCAGGUCAUAUUCUGCUCAGUUUUCAGUGCUCCACCAUAAGUGCCCCCGCUAUGCAGUAAAACAGGCAGUCCACAUUAUCCCAGGCUUGUUGCUGUAAAUAGUUAAAGCUUCUAAAGCUAUUAUAAAUGUAACUAUAGCCUUUACUGCAUAGUCCUUAACUGUAAACGGGUUAAAGUUACGCUGUGGGUCCUUCGGAACAGUGAUACUCUUAUCAUAGAUGCCUUGGUGACAAUGAUAAUUAGAAAGUCUCUUGUUUACUAGCACCAGUAUUUGAUUAAAGUUAUGAAUAGUUUAACUUGGAUCCAAGAGGGCACCUAGAGUAUAUGUCUGUAUGGCAGUGACGAUCCUGAACUGCAUAUUCAUUUUUUGUGAAUUUGCUCACAUGCAGCAUUAACAUGCUCCUGUGCCAUUUAAACAAUACCCUUAUAAUAAAUAUAUAUCUAUAACUAUAACUAUAACUAUAGUUAUAUAUGGGGUAUUUCCAAGGUCCAAAUGGUAUUUCCACACAAUGGUUGCACAUUCUAUUCAUUAUAUUGAAAAUUGCUUUGUGUUGCAAUGUGAAUAAUGAAGCCAAAAAGUGUCACAGUGAUAUUUUGAAUCUUUAGAAGAAGAAAAAAAAAAGAUUUAUAAUCAUUUUGGCUAAAUAAGCCGUAGUUUAAAAACAUAAAUAGAUAUCUGUGACCAAAAUAUAAAA